This is a messenger RNA of Aspergillus terreus NIH2624, 1008 nucleotides long. RefSeq names its product class I SAM-dependent methyltransferase. Bases 1 to 1008 code for a protein of 335 amino acids. Gene Ontology annotation, molecular function: S-adenosylmethionine-dependent methyltransferase activity. The transcript has a single exon. Lineage: Eukaryota; Fungi; Ascomycota; Eurotiomycetes; Eurotiales; Aspergillaceae. The record is from RefSeq and is a predicted model, not a curated record.
AUGGCCGAAACAGCAACCCGAAGUGACUCUGGGAUGUUUUGGAAAGCAACCACCUAUAAAGAGCAGUACUGGGACGGAUACCUGGCUGCUCGCCCAAAAUACAGUAGCGACUUUUACGAGCGUAUCGUCGACUACUACAAAGCUCACAACCCAUCGCCUCCGACUCCCACCGUCGCCCACGAUGUCGGCACAGGCCCAGGCCAAGUCGCCUCCGAGCUAUGCAAGUAUUUCGAUAAGGUCAUAGCCAGCGACCCGAACUCCACCCACCUAGCUGUCGCAUCGGCCCGCAACGAGAAAUCUGGCCUGAAUCACAAGAUAACUUGGACAGAAGUAUCAGCCGAGGAUCUCAACUCCCACUAUCCGGCUGGUUCCGCGUCGUUCCUCGCGGCAGCUGAAUGUCUGCCUCUACUUGAUGUCCCUCGUGCUCUGAACACAUUCGCACACCUCCUUCAUCCAAACGGGACUCUCGCCGCAUGGUUUUAUGGCAGACCAGUAUUCUCUGAGCCCACUGUCGCAGCCAAGUGCCAGCCGAUCCUAAACGACAUCAUCGAUCUGACCUUCGAGAAAGUCAUCAAAGGCGCACCCCCGGCCCACAAAACGACCUGGAAGCGGUCAACCGACACGCUAUAUAGCUUCCUUGAUAACGUCGCCUUCCCUACCGAGACCUGGCGCGAUGUCUAUCGCUUCAAAUGGAACCCCCAUCUCCCGCUCUCGGUAGUGGGCCCGAAUGCAUGCGACUACCCGAUUGAGCCGUCAUCGUGCAUUGACCCAGAGCGCGAGAAGGUCGUUGAAGCAAAGGACCCGCAUUUCUGGGAGGAGGUGUGGGAUAUCUUCGAAGUGAGACGCUUUGUCGAAUGUCUUUUGCCCAAUAUUGAGGAGUUGAAGAGUAAGGGAGUCUAUGACCACGUUGAAGUCAAGUAUAAGGAGCUCGAGGAGGCCAUGGGCGGGGCCAAUGCCAAAAAAGAGAUUACUUGGCCUGUUGUUUUGAUUCUGGCGACGAGAGUGUAA